Molecule: messenger RNA, 1051 nt
Organism: Cydia fagiglandana
Lineage: Eukaryota; Metazoa; Arthropoda; Insecta; Lepidoptera; Tortricidae
Product: zinc finger protein 121-like
Exons: 4
Coding region: 101-1051 (316 amino acids)
Biological process (GO): regulation of transcription by RNA polymerase II
Cellular component (GO): nucleus; nucleoplasm
Molecular function (GO): DNA-binding transcription repressor activity, RNA polymerase II-specific; RNA polymerase II cis-regulatory region sequence-specific DNA binding; zinc ion binding
Source: RefSeq, a predicted model, not a curated record
AACAAUGUGACGUUGACGGACGUGUUCGUAAACAUAGUAAUUUAUUGUUUUAAAUAUUUUAUCUAUUUAUUACUCUAAAAUAAGACAGAACUCUAUCACAAUGAAUAUAUGCCGAACCUGCCUCAAAACUCCAGCUAUCAGGAAUAUAUCCGAGCUAGAAAAGGGCAUAGGUGAGGACAACAAAAACUACUUGGAAAUCAUGGUGUUUUGUUUAGAUAUCAAGGUUACACAAGACUCAAAAAUUACAACGAAGCUAUGUAAUAACUGCUAUAGAAAAAUCAUAUCAUUCUAUAAGUUUAAGGCACUAUCCUUGAAAAAUGAUGCCUAUUUAAAAUCUCUAGAAGUAACUCUAGUGGAUCAUAAAUCAUCCAUAUACGUGGAUGAAAACAAUGUCAAACAUGAGAAUUCUCUUGAUUAUGAUGAAUAUGUUUCGGUUAUUGAUAAUUGUCCGAUGGAUAUUAAACAGGAAUUAGAUGUUAAGGACGAGGAUACCUGGGCCGGUGUGGAGUCGGAUGAAGAGCUGCUUAGUGUUAUACAGAGAGUAAAAUAUGAAAAUAUUAAGGAUGAGACCAAAGAAAAUGCACCAAUAAAUAAAAAACGUGGCCGUCCAAGGAAAAUAAAGGCAUUAAAACUAGAAAAUGUGAAACAAGAACGGCAAGUGUGUGAGGAGUGUGGCAAGUCAGUCCGUAACCUGAAGGAGCACUCGCUCCAGCAUCUGCCCAUGAGUGAGCGUAAGAAGCUCCAGUGUAAAGUCUGUCCAAAGCUGUUUUCCACAUACGGUGCGCGGACCAGGCAUUACAAGAUUAAGCAUUUAGGCAUUAAGUCUGAAUGCAAUAUUUGUCAUAAGAAGGUUGUGUGCCUGUCGACGCAUCGCCUGCGCGUGCACAACCGUGAGGCGCUCCCGUUUGCCUGCGUGCAGUGCGAGCGCCGCUUCGUGUCGCAGGGCGUGCUCGACGUGCACAUGACCACGCACACGAAGGACCGCGCCUUCCAGUGCGACGUGUGCGAGAAGAAGUUCCGGUCGCAGCUGCAUGUUAACAUACAUAAGUGA